UGUUGUUGUAUCCUGUUGUGUUCUGUAGUUCAGGACUGAGUGAUCCUGUUGGUGUAGAGGUGAUGUGCAUGAGAAGGCCUCGUUUCCUUUGGAAAGGUGAUUUGAUGAGAGCCGAGGAAGGAAACACUUGACUCCUGAAAGCUGAAAUCCAGUUUAUUUUCUCGGCUCAACAGAAUGGAGAGGUGUAAGUCAGUCAGUGCAGACCACCACGGGACCCAGAAGCUGAGAAGGGCACCCCAGGUUGAAACCUGCCCCCGGUCUAUGCAGAGCCCCAGGUGUCCUUGGAGCCCUGUCCCUGAAAGGUGAGUGAUGUAGCAGGCAGUAGUGCCAUUACUGGGAGAGAGGAGGGGAAGGCUAGUAGCAUCUCUGUGUCCGUGCCCCCGUUUCCCCUUCUCCCCUUGGCUCCACUGGGCCUGAAAGAGUGUGGUGGGUGCUGUGCAGCCCUCAACUGGGAGUGAGCUUCUUCAUGGCAUGUGGGCAAAGAAGCUGUGCUCUUGGGGUCACUGGCACCCCUUCCAGCCUUGGGAUGGGGGAAGUUCAGCAGAUGUUAAGAGGAGUAGUGUGGGGAGGCAACAGGGUGAAAUGCACAGUGUGGUUUUUGUGGCUCCUUCUGCGUUAGAGAGCUGUGUGCGGGGAGCUGUGUGCUUCCUCACAGCUUUGCACUCCUGUCCCUGCUUGGCGGGCCCUGGAUGGCAAAGUGCGGAGUAGCACUUCUCCCAAUUGUCUGAGUAAUAGGGUGAGUUCUGGGGGUUGGCAAGAGCUAGGGGUUCCCGAGAAACCAAUUCCUCAGCACUGGGUGGAUCUCCGGCAUUGGCAUCCCCACUAAGUCCGCGGAAGACCGAGGACCACAGGUGGGCAGUCCCUGAAUGGAGUCAGGAGGCUGGUGCACAGCCCGUGUACCACUCACGGGAGCGAGAACAGCUUUCCAGUCCUGGACAGGCCCUUCUCCCACUGCACUCUGAGCGCGAGGAACAGGUGGACUGGGUGCUGGCACGAUGAGGAAGGGCCGAGCCCAGCCAAGGUCACCCACCGCUCUGGGCCCAGGGGUCCGGCUGGGACUGCCCGCCAGGACCCGCCCCCUCCGGGCUCCGCCCCCCCGGUCGCUGCAGACCAAUGGCGCAGAGGCGGAAGUGGGGCCGCCAAUGAGCGGCGUGAGGGGUCGGGGGCGUGCCCAAGAGGCCCUUUCCCCAGUGGGGACUGGCUCCGGAGACCGGCGCUAUCCAACUAAGUCCCCGGGAAAGAGAGGUCAGGGCGAGCGGUCUCCAAUCAGCGCGGCCGGCCGUUCUCCCCUGUCGUAGGUGGGGCCGCCGGGCGCGGGGCGGGUCCGAGCCGGCCCCCCGCCGUAGACGGCGGGCGGGGGGCGUGGCCGCGGCGAGAAGGCCGGCGCCGGGCGGCGGCCGCAGUUCCCGGCGCGCGCUGGCUCCGGCGGCCGCUCCGCAGCAUGGCCGGCCUGGGGCGGCCGGGCCCGGGGCCCCGCGCCGCAAUGCCCGCCUGGAAACGGGAGAUCUUGGAGCGUAAGCGGGCCAAGCUGGCUGCCCUAGGCGGGGGCGCGGGGGCCGGGGCCGAGGCGGGCGCGGCGGAGCCCUCGGGGCCGGCGGCCGAGCGGCUCGUGCUGGCCGAGAGCCUGGGCCCGCUGCGCGAGAACCCGUUCAUGCGGCUCGAAUCGGAGCGGCGGCGCGGGGCGCGGCGCGGCGGGGGCGAGGGGCCGGCGGGGGCGCGGCCGGUGCAGCAGCUGCUGGAGCUGUACCGCCGCGUGCCGGGCGUGCGCACCAUCCGCGCCGACAACAUCCUCAUCAUCGAGUCGGCUCCCGGCUUCCAGCCUGCGGGCCCUGGCCCGGACCCUGGCCCGGACCCUAGCCCUGGCUCGGCCGCCCGCAUCCGCGCAGCCGAGGUGCUCGUGUAUGAGGCGCCGCCGCCACCCGGCCGUGUCAGCCGUCUGCUCCAGAAGUUCGACGCUCCGGCCGCGCCGCUCCGCCGCGGGAGUCCGGAACGCGGCCGCCCCCCGCCGUCGCACCCGCAGCCUGCUCCCGGCCCCGCCGCCCCGCGCGUGGGCGAGCGCGCCGCCCGCUUCGAGCCCGAGGGCCGCGCUACAGGACCCGGGACGCGGCGCAGCGAUUUCCUGCAGAAGACCGGCAGCAAUUCCUUCACCGUCCACCCUCGGGGCCUGCACCACAGCGCUGGCCCUCGCCCGCUCCCCAACGGGCCUGCGGCCCCCGAGUCCCGGGCGGGUGCUGCCAACGGCCUCGCGGGCUCUGCGCCUGGGCCGGGCGAGUGGAAGCCAAAGGUGGAGUCGGGGGAGCCCCCUGUCCACCCGCCCCCCAGCCCCGGGACCCCUAGUGCCACUCCAGCCGCGUCCCUGGCCUUGCCCAUGACCAACUCUGCCAGUGCCACUCCCAGCCAGCGCCAGUGGGUCUCCGCGGCCACCAGCGCCAAUGACUCCUUCGAGAUACGGCCAGCCUCCAAGCCAGACAUGGAUCGAAUCCCCGCUGGGGACCUCCAGGCCCGGGCCCUGGCCAGCCUCCGUGUGAACUCCCGAAACUCCUUCAUGUUCAUCCCUAAGCGCAAGGCCUCUCGGGCCCCUCCUCCUGAAGGGAGGCAGGUGGGGGGACUGCCAGAGGGAGAGGUUGGCUGGGCCUCCCAACGCCUGGAGCUCGAAGCCCAGCUGGUGCCUGCAAGGGAUAGCGUGCCUGCUGGAGGGAGGAGCCCCUUGGGGGUCGACGAGGGGGAGUGCCCCAGGCCAGCUACCACCCUUGUGAACCAGGCUGUUAGGCGGCAGAGGCUGCCCUCACCACCCCUGUGUCCCUUAGCCGCUGCAGAAGCUAAGCCUGCCCAGGGCCUCGGGGUUUCCAGCUUGGCCAAGGAUGGUGGGGAGCCUGGGAGGCCAGGGUUGCCUGUCACCUUCAUUGAUGAGGUGGACUCGGAGGAUGAGUUCCCUCAACAAGCCAAACUGCCCUGCUCGGGAGCCGGGGGACCUCCUUGGUAUCACCUGCACCCCACCGGGCCUGGGCACCCGUCAGGGCUCCAUCACCGAGGUGGCAACACCUUCACCGUGGUGCCCAAGAGGAAGCCGGGGUCCCUGCAGGCCAACGGGGAGCCCGGGCCACAGGAGGCCGAGGAGGAGGAGGAGGAGGAGGCAGGCAGCUUGUCAGAGACCCCUGCUGCCCUGGGGACCUCACUGAAGAAGCGCUAUCCCACCGUGCAUGAGAUUGAGGUGAUCGGUGGCUACCUGGCCCUGGAGAAAUCCUGUCUCACCAAGGCCGGCUCCUCCAGAAAGAAGAUGAAGAUCUCCUUCAAUGACAAGCACCUGCAGACCACAUUUGAGUACCCUCCUGAGAGCUCGCUAGCACAGGAGGAGGAGGCUGAGGCCCAGGAGGAGGACGGGGAGGAGGAGGAGGAGGAGGAGGAGUCCAGCUCAGAUGGGGUGGUGGAGAAGCCCUUCUCGCUGUUCCUGCCCCGAGCCACUUUUGUGAACAGCGUGGGGCCCGAGAGCCCUCACCUGCCGGACGGCAGCUCAGGCCUGUCCGGCUACACUCCAAAACACUCUGUGGCCUUCAGUAAAUGGCAGGAACAGACACUGGAGCAGGCUCCGAGUGAGGUGGAGCCCACACCCAAGGAGGUCAUGCUCACCCCUGCCAGUCAGAACGACCUCUCAGACUUCCGAAGUGAGCCAGCCCUCUAUUUCUGACCCCAGCCCUGCCAGGAUGGCCAAGGCUGAGCCCUGGGAGCCAGGCAGUGCCCAGAAGCCGACCCUCGCUCUGCACCCCCCACCUCUCGCUGCCCUGUUGGGCUCUGCCCUGCCAUAUCCCACCCUCCCUUCCUGGGGUUGGCCUGAGCCUAGGGCGCCGGGGUCUCCUGCUUCCCUUGAGGCCGAGUCUCACUCUGCAGCCCUGGUUUGGGGGCACUGCCUGUGGAGGAUGGACAGGGUCCCGCUGGACACCAUGCCAGCAGGUGUCUGGUGCAUGUGUGAAGGGCUAGGUUGGCUGCCUGUCCUCUGUGGGACUUCCAGCCCUUCCCAGCCCACACCCCCCAACUGCAGACCUCAACUCGCCCCGUUUGUGAUGAACAGCAAGUUUUUUCUUGCCUCUAAUGAUGGAUUCAAUAAAUACCACUGGACAAGGCC
Molecule: messenger RNA, 4120 nt
Organism: Prionailurus viverrinus (fishing cat)
Lineage: Eukaryota; Metazoa; Chordata; Mammalia; Carnivora; Felidae
Gene: TPRN
Product: taperin
Exons: 4
Coding region: 1442-3685 (747 amino acids)
Biological process (GO): stereocilium maintenance; sensory perception of sound; auditory receptor cell stereocilium organization
Cellular component (GO): stereocilium base
Molecular function (GO): phosphatase binding
Source: RefSeq, a predicted model, not a curated record